This is a messenger RNA of Thlaspi arvense, 576 nucleotides long. The record is from the annotation of a GenBank genome assembly. Lineage: Eukaryota; Viridiplantae; Streptophyta; Magnoliopsida; Brassicales; Brassicaceae.
AUGCCAGACAUUGAUGGCUUUAAGCUGCUUGAAACUGGUCUUGAAAUGGGCUUUCCUGUCAUCAUGAUGUCAGCUCAUAGCAACAACGACAAUGUUGUGAAAGGUACUACUCAUAGCCAGCCAUUUGCAGAAGUACAGCUAUUCUUGAAAAAACGGUACGAGAACAUGGCUGCAGAUGCAUCUGGAACAAAAGAUUUAUCUGACCACCCAUGGCUCAACUUGAUGUUGAAGUGCCAAUAUGGUUCAGCGUCACCCAACAGGACCAGAACUCAAGCUUAUCCAAUCGGAAAAAAUCACCAUGAAACUCUGUUACCAAGAGCCGAGAAGGUGGAUCUGUUUCAACCAACUCCACUAGAGCCCCUCCCCUUUCCUAAAAGCAAGCACUCAGCGUACAAACAGCCGCUCGAGACAGCCAUUAAGUUACCAAACACACCAGAGGUGACCAAGAAGGAUCCGGUAACGAUAGAGCCCUUCUCGUACGGUGGUGCUACCAGGAGACACAGGUUCUUCUUCCCACUGAUGCUAGCUGCCGCCAUUGCACUCUCUACUUUCUUAUGGUUUUGUGUCAGUUUGUGA